Messenger RNA from Zeugodacus cucurbitae (melon fly), 3117 nucleotides. RefSeq lists its product as uncharacterized. Lineage: Eukaryota; Metazoa; Arthropoda; Insecta; Diptera; Tephritidae. The coding region runs from base 855 to 2402 and encodes 515 amino acids. The transcript is spliced from 5 exons. The record is from RefSeq and is a predicted model, not a curated record.
CACACACAGACCACAUUAGCGCUCGGCUGAAAUAAUAACAACAGCAACAAAAACAAAAUUAUAACAAAAAAAAACAACAACAAAAAUCAACUUUAUACGAUUUUUUUUCUACACGCCUGUCAUGCUUUUUUGCUCACCUUACUAUACACCUUGCGGCUGACUCGGCUGUUUUCUAGCGCUAACGUUCGUCCGCUUCCGGUUAGCGGCUCAAAUGUUGUUUCGAUUCCUGCUACAACUACAAAUAUCAGCUAUAUGUCGGCAUACAAAACACCACCGUUUCAUUGCCAGCGCAUUCCGUACUUGUCUAAUUGGCUCAUACUCAUACUCAGGCAACAACAAAAAUACUUGAUGGCAGCAAAAGGAAAGGAAAAAUCCUCCCUCGUUCGCGUUGUGCUAACACUUAGCCAGCCUGCGUGUCAGCGUGCCAGGCGAGCCGGCCUAGCCUAGCCUAGCCGGGUCAUGCAUUUCGAAUUCAGUUAGUCAGUUAAACGCAUACGCUCGCAGGGCUAACAUGUAGUCCUGCGCCUACAACGCAACAUCAAUUUGGAUCAACAGUUUUACGUUUUAUUCAUUUUUUGCUUUCAUUUUCGCUGUGCAUUUGUUAAGUUGAAAACUAUUAUUAUUAUUUUGUCGUACGUACAAAAAGUGUUUAUUAUUUGUGCCGAAGUGUGAAAUAUAACAAGUACGCAGUGGACUUUCGUUUUUUCAUUUAUUACGAUUUGUUUGAGAAGGCGGUACAACUCUUUGAAUUUCUACGUUAUAUAAUAUCUAAGCUGUGUACGGGUACCAUUUUUGGGUUCAAAUUGUUUUUUUGGUUGAUUUAUUUUGCGUACACUCAACCACACAACUUCAACAUGGCUGCCCAACAGAACUCCACGCUCAUCUACGACAAUUUGGAUGAGUGUCCCUCGCUGCUAAAGGAACCCGAAGAGCUGAGCAGUUAUAGCCCGAUCUUACCAUUGAAACGUCAAAAUAAUGCUGUGAAACAACACUUCAAACAAGCCGAUAACAAUAACAAUAAUAAUGACAAUAAAAAUUCGAAUGUUAAAGAAUUUCAUAAAUAUCGGAAAUAUGCAAAGGGUCGCCAUCAUGGCAACUAUGCAGCGAGCAGCUGUAGCACUAAGAGUAGCAGGAGUCGCACGAUAUCCUUAAGUGGCGUCACUAGUACGGAGGAACAAGGCCACAAAGAAAUACCCAUUUGGCUAGGCGAGGAACCACGUUACGUGUCCGGCGUAAAUAAGCGCACCACCUGCAAUGACAUUAUUAAAGCUUUGAUUGAUGAUGAAAUCCGUAAUGGCGACAAUCACGAUUUUUUUGCCAAUCGUAGCAAAUCUGGCGCAGCAUCGCGUGACUACAACGAUUAUGUUAUAACUGAAAGUUGGCGCGGUAUCGAGCGCAGCUACGAUGGCAAUAUGGCAAUUUUGCCCGUUUGGAAGGCCUGGAGUCGUGUACACAAUGAGAUCCGCCUUAGCCUCAAACACCAUAAAGAUGUCGCCGAACCAGUACCACCAAAACAGAACGGCAGCUGGUUGCAAACGCUACGAAAAUAUUUAGCCAAACUGCUGAAAUUUCCGAAACGAAGUAAUAAAAUGCUGCCACCUGCUAUAAACAAGCAACAAAAUGUACUGCUACCCAUCAAAGAAGAAGAAAGCGCCGAUGAGAUCGUCUUCGUACUAUUACCCGAUAAGAAAUAUGACAAUACAGCAGCGUCGCCCAAAACCAGUUUACUUACACAUACUGCCUGCAAUACGAACGAUCCCAUAACAAAAGCUGAGAUGCUGAAAAGAAAGCUCUACAGUCUUUCGGAGACACGUGUGUCCAUGCGCCGCAAACGACGCGGUAGCAAAACACCAAAGCGCAAAAAUCCACAAACACGCGAAAAAUUACCGCCUCAGAUGCAAGAACUGGCAAAUAACUGUAUACGCCGACGCAAAGAUGCGCCUUUACGGCAUUCCAUUCGCCAUAAGUUGGCGCAGAAGACAAACGAAAUCGAUACGCUCUACAAACGUGAAUAUGUGCUCACACAGCGUUUAACACAUAAAUGUCAGCUUUACAAGCUGCACAAUGAGCUCUAUGCCAAGGCGGAUCAACGUCUGGAACUCUCUAUUGGCCAGAUACAACGAAAUGUCGAACAGUAUGCCGAACAAAUCAUACAGACCGAACAGGAAUUGCGUGAGUUGAAGCAUGAAAUCAAGCAGGACAUAUCGAUUGUGAAUAACCUCAAGCGUAUGGCUUUGAAUACGGCGGAGAAUGUGAAUGAGUGUGGCAUACCCUUCUUGCCGAAAUUGGUUGAGGAAGUACAGCCUGUAGAGCAAACGCCGAAUGGUGUGGCCAAUGCGGAAAUGCAAUUUGUUGAUAAUAUUUAUGAGUUCUGUGACAAUAAUGCCAGCAUGUUGGUGUGAAUUUGAAUAUCCUCACAGGCAUAACAAAUGCGAGUUCAUUUUUGUUAUAAUAUGCCCACAAUGAGAAAUAAAAUUCCAGCUUAUAUAUGAUUUCUGUAUUUAGGCUUAAACCCUACUCAUAAACACAGAGUUUACCAAUCGUAAACACGACUUAAACACCAAGUUGUUGACAUUUAAUAAGAUUCUACCCAGUACCCAGAUUUGGUAUAAAUAUUGAAAGUUCAGUUAAAAACUACUCUCUAACACGGAGUUUACUCUACAUAAACUCGCCUUAAACACCACUUUUUUUGGUAUUUAAGAAAAUUCUACAACAUUUUAUUAUUCAAUAUAGCCAACGACUCCAUUUGACAGUUCGAAGUCGUACACACUUGGAAAAUUGCCAAAUAUCAAUCAGAGUUUCUUAAACACUCAUUAUAAAAAUAAUUAUUAUUUGUUAUAAAAAAAUAUUUUUUAGAAUAAUUUAACAUAAACUUAUUUUAUUCCACGUACUGCCAAGAUUUUUAAGAAUAUAUGGUAACACCGUUUGUGCCUAAGAAACAAUUUGACGGAUUGUUUUACAGUGUAAUUAAUAUUCAAAUUCUAAAAUUUUUAUUAAUCAUAAUUUAUUUAAAAUUAUUUAAAGUAUUUUUCAAUAAAAAAUGUUAUUAACCUUCCGACAAUAUUCGUAAUUAAGUCAUAUUAUUAUCAAAGAAACCCACUACUUGUUACUAAAUAU